AUGGGUGUUAUUCCAGCCCCUACUGCUACACCACCUGAAGCUGAUCUCAAACCGUCUGGUGAGUCGGUGCGUGGAAGCUCAACUGUCAAAAUGGUUGCCGAUGCCACAAAUGCACACCCGAGUGAAUAAGCUCCUCAUGGCUUUUGACCACAUCUGCCAGCAAUUCUGGGAGAAACUACGUCAACGGAGACUUACCUCACCCCCUGCUGGUCAUGCCCCUGCUCUCAGGAGCCGUCCCAUCCAACGGGCCCUCAGGUCUCAACACCCUCAGCGCUUCCCCCGAAAGGGACAGCACAAAGGAAACGGCGUGGUCGGAAGCUGCGAGGAACACCAACUUCACAUUGCACAGACCCCCAAAGUAAAGGGCUGCGCUCCACUACGCCUCCAACUUUUCCGACCUGACCAAGAGACACACGCAUCAAGCUACCAGCGCCACUGCCAGAGGUCUGCAUCAACAGCACGGGGGACCCAUGGAGCACCGACACUCCUCGGGGCUGAGGCACGGAGAUCAGUGGCACCAUCGACUCACGAACAACAAGCAGCAGGACAGUUACGCCUCACACAUCAUGCGCAAGAGAGUGGGAGUCUCAAAGAGAGAGGAAAAGAGCUUGUCCUUAUGGCCUACUCACGGCAUAGGGUUAAGCAAUCUGGCGACAUCAACACACUCCGAGUGCCCCCUCUUAGCACCCAGCAGGGAGUCCCAAACUCCUCCAAUAUGUUUCAAGACUGA
Messenger RNA from Pelobates cultripes (western spadefoot toad), 730 nucleotides. The record is from the annotation of a GenBank genome assembly. Lineage: Eukaryota; Metazoa; Chordata; Amphibia; Anura; Pelobatidae.